GGGCUCGGUAAAGAUGGCGGCGAAUGAGGAAGCUGAGGGACCAGGGCUUGAAUGUUAGCGAUUGUGGACAGAAAAACUCGCUAUUAAAGGACGAAAUAUGGAAGAGAAAGGUACAAAACAGGAGUCUGAUGCCUUGGAGUAUGCUUUUGAUCUUCUGGAAGUUGGAUGUACAGGGACAAUUGAAGUUAUUUCAGAAUCAAUCAAUAAAUCCUCUAAGGAAGAACUAAAACCACUGACUACUCUUCCUUGUGGUUUACCUCCUCUGUUUGCUCCAGAUUUGAAGUCUGAUUUAGAGAAAUAUCUUUUGGAUCCCACCACCCUGCCCAUCCAUGACUUUCACAAAACACAAAGGUUUUGGCCCCGUGAAAGAGACCCAGAGAGCCUGUUGUUUUCAGAUGUCUGUCCUGUUCCAUCAACAUUGAAAGUAGAGAGAAAUCCAACAACUGGAGAGCUUCUGGGCUAUAAUGAGGUGAUGUUGACAGAUACCGGAUCCACUGCUAAAAAUUCCAUGUCCCUGUUACGACAACCUGGACCACUGUCUGCCUCUGUGAGAGGAGAGUCAACAAAUUAUCCUUUUUUACCAGGUAAAACAUGGAACUAA
Orbicella faveolata is the source of this 601-nucleotide messenger RNA. RefSeq names its product superkiller complex protein 2-like. Gene Ontology annotation, cellular component: Ski complex. The record is from RefSeq and is a predicted model, not a curated record. NCBI's taxonomy places the organism in Eukaryota, Metazoa, Cnidaria, Anthozoa, Scleractinia, Merulinidae. Gene Ontology annotation, biological process: nuclear-transcribed mRNA catabolic process, 3'-5' exonucleolytic nonsense-mediated decay. Gene Ontology annotation, molecular function: RNA binding; ATP binding; RNA helicase activity.